UUCUCCUCAUUGAAAACCUGGCUUCGUUUGAUAGGAGUAUGAUGACAUCUUUCGGGAUGCAAAAAACUCAGCAGCAUCACAACCGGGCUUGGAAAUUUGCGAUACUUGGAAGCAUUGCUGUUUCAAUAUCUGCAGUAUCGAUAAUACUGAUGGACCUGAUAAAUUUCCCACCAAAGUGGUCAUCAAUUUCAAAAAUAAAAUCAAAUAUCACUUACUGUGUACCUGUUAUCACGAGUAACUUUCUAGUAAUGCAAUUGUCAGCAAUGAUAUUGAUAAUUAAAGAAAGAUUUCGGUGGAUCAAUUUAGAGGCAGAAAAUCUCCGAAAUAAAUGGAACGUGAACAUCAGAAAGUUCUAUUCGUCGUUCUCAGAGUUGGAAGACAACUGGCACUUCAUAUAUUUUAAGAACCGGAUAGUGGAUAAAAUGGAACAUCUUAGGAGAAAAUAUACCUUUUUACAAACUCAGGUGCAGGAAUUGGACUCUACAUUUUCGUUGCGGAUACUAGCAAUAGUAUCGCUAAUUUUUUUUGCAAUACUCGCCAUUAUUUUGUUUUUCGUGAUUGAGCUGCCCAAAGCAUAUUACAGAAAGAAAACACUUCUGUUCACAGUUAAAGCUAUUGAAAUUUUGAUUUCAAACCUUCUUCAGUUGUUGACUCUCUGCAUUUGCAGUACGAUGUUAUACAAAGAGGCUGAAAACACUUUGUUGAUUUUCCAAAGAUUUGAGAUGGUAUCCAUGCUGGACAUUGAUGAUUUGAUCGAAUAUUUCUCCAAUCAAAUGUUACUAACCAAUGUGGAAAUCAGCCCCUUUGAUAUGUUUACACUGGAUAUUUCUCUGAUAUUUUCGGUAUUGCGAGGAAUUUCGUCAUAUCUUAUCGUUUGCAUACAAUUCUACUUCUAUUGAUAUUGUGUUUUUU
Messenger RNA from Leptinotarsa decemlineata (Colorado potato beetle), 912 nucleotides. RefSeq lists its product as uncharacterized. Gene Ontology annotation, biological process: male courtship behavior; sensory perception of taste; chemosensory behavior. Gene Ontology annotation, cellular component: membrane; dendrite; axon. The record is from RefSeq and is a predicted model, not a curated record. NCBI's taxonomy places the organism in Eukaryota, Metazoa, Arthropoda, Insecta, Coleoptera, Chrysomelidae.